AUGCGUUUCCGUUCCCUGUUCCACGUUCAUCAUAAAACCACUGGUUUAUGGAAGCCGUAUCCAUUUUGUCGCUGCUUCAACCUUCAAGCUUCGUUUCAACCUGUUCACAUUGAAACAGCCUGGCAUGAGCUACAGCAAAAUCUUUCUCUUGUUGAGCAUUCGCCUUCCAAGGUGAACAUAAAAAGCGAUGGUCCUCUCUACCCCAUCCUUCUUCCGCCGCCUAAUAUCACAGGAAAGUUACACAUUGGACACGCGCUCACUAUUACCAUCCAAGAUGCUCUAGCAAGAUAUUAUUCCAUGAAUGGCUAUCAAGUAUCUUUCCGCCCAGGAACCGAUCAUGCCGGAAUUGCAACUCAGUCAGCUGUGGAAAAGUUUUUGAAUAAAAAAGGCAUCACAAAAUCUAACCUUACUGAAUCCGAAUUCAUGCUUCAAGUUCGAGAUUGGGAACAUCAGUUUCAGUAUCGGAUUCGAAAACAGCUUGAAGCAUUUGGUGCUCUAUUUGAUUGGAAAAACGAAUUUUAUACACUAGAUAAAAAAAGGUCUCGCUCGGUCUCUAAAGCAUUUGUUGAAUUAUUUGAUUCCGGUUACAUAUAUCGAGCUAAUCGUUUUGUCAAUUGGUGUCCUAAAUUGGCAAGUGCUAUUUCGGAAAUGGAAGUGGAUUCGCAUAUGAUUUCAGAUCCUGUCACAAAAUCAAUUAAUGGAGUUGCAGUUGAUUUUGGAUAUAUGUAUCAAAUCGCCUAUCCAUUAGUCGACUCUUGUGAUGAGUCCAUCAUUGUUUCGACUACUCGCCCUGAAACAGUUUUUGGGGACCGUGCCAUUGCUGUUAACCCACAAGACCAGAAAUAUCAACGUUUUAUUGGAAAUUUUGUACGACAUCCACUUCGUCCUGGCCUUGUUCUUCCUAUCGUGGCAGACGACGCUGUUGAUCCAAAUUUCUACACUGGAGCUUUAAAAAUUACUCCAAGUCAUAGCUCCGUUGAUUUCGAUAUCGCUAAAAGACAUGGCAUACCUUUAGCUACUAUCUUGGAUCAAAAAGGCCGUUUAGUCAAUUGUUCAAAUGAACUGGAUGGAAUGGAUCGCUUAUGUGCGCGUCCCAAAAUAAUUCAAAUGUUGAAAGACGUUGAAUCUUUAGUAAAAAAAAUUCCUCACUCUUGCGUUUUAUCUGUUUGUUCUCGAACCGGGGAUGUAAUUGAACCUAUUAUGGUCCCUCAGUGGUAUUUGUCCGUCGAUUUUCUUCGAAAACGACUCUUGAGUAUGACUGAGGAACAAAACUUAAAGUUCUUUCCUUCUUCAACUAAAGAUGAUUGGUAUCGAUGGCUGGAAACCAUGCAAGAUUGGUGUCUUUCUCGUCAAAUCGCCUGGGGUCAUCGGAUUCCUGUUUGGAAAUAUGAAACCACUAAGGGAGAGCAAUGGGUAGCAGCUGAAUCCCAAGAAGAAGCAGUGAAGAAGGCCAAUGGAGCUUCUUUGGAGCAAGACUCUGAUGUUUUAGAUACUUGGUUCUCUUCUUCUUUACUUCCUUUGUCUUCAUUUGGUUGGCCUUGUGAGAAGAAUGUACCCGUGCUGCCAUUCAUAGAAAGUGGUAAAGACAUCAUAUUUUUUUGGAUAGCAAAAAUGGCUUUGAUGUGUUCUUAUUUUACAAAUGUUCUUCCCUUCCGAGAAGUUAUUUUGCAUCCUCUCAUUCGGGACUCGGAAGGGCGAAAGAUGUCGAAAUCUUUAGGAAAUGUCAUUGACCCAAUGGAUAUUAUACAUGGCGUCUCUUUGGAGAAACUGGAAGAGAAGCUUUUAGAAGGAAGCUUUUCAAAGUCUGAGAUGGGUAAAUCCUUGGCUCAUUUAAAAAAGUCUUUUCCAAAUGGUAUUCGUGCCCAGGGAUUAGACGCUUUGCGUUUUGGUCUUUGUCUUUCUUUGCAUCAUAAUCAAAGGAUUUUAUUAGACAUGGAAAGCUUCUCCAAUUCGUACAGGUUUUUGUCAAAAAUCUGGAACUUAACGCGAUAUUUCAAUCAGUAUAAGUCUACUUUGGUCACUAAUGAUACGCCGACUGAGGUAGCCGAUAUUUUCCAAACAAUUAAAGUCGCGUUUGAUUAUCGACUACAGCAUACUGUUAAAAGUUGUCGUGUAAACUUUAAAAAUCGAUCUCUAUUCAAGGUUUCAGAAGCUUUAGAAAAGUUUCUAUUAAACGAUUUGUCAGUCGAAUUUGUUGAUAUUACACGUCCUAUUUUAAAGAACCAUGACAGCCAAGAUCUUGUUUUGCAGUAUUUCAGUCAUCUCAUGAACGUGUUUUUGCGGUUGGCUCAUCCGGUUAUACCAUGCUUAACAGACGUAUUGUGGGAUCGUUUGGACUACAUGCCAAAGGGACCUUUGCACAAUAAUAUCUAUCCCCAGGUAGACGAAGGAAAACUGGACUCCGAAGAGGCAGCCCGUGCUAAUGAAGUUGUAAAAGAAGCUAUGAAAAUCAUUUACUACUUACGAAGCUUAAAGGUAAAUAAGCAGUUAUCGCAAAACCAAAAAUCACCUGUUUAUAUUAUUACACGCACAGGAAGCUUGGACAAGUUUUGCGAAAUAAUCAGAUCCUUAACAGGAUACCAAGUAAAGAUGCAAUUGCAAAACGAUCUUGGAAGUUCUACGACUACUUUUGUUCAGUUUAUGGUUUCCAGAGACACUACGCUAAUGGUACCAGACGAAUAUAUGCAUCGUAAUACCCCAAAGUUGGAGAGAAGCGUAGAAGAAUUACAAAAGAAGGUGAAGAAACUUGAUUUUGUAACUACAUCUGCUGGUUAUACAAAAGCUCCAAUGGCAGUCAAAGCAAAGAAUAACCAGCAUAGAGAGGAGCUACUUGCGAUGAUCCGUAGUUUAAAGGAAAAAAUCAACGGCCUAUAG
Schizosaccharomyces osmophilus is the source of this 2874-nucleotide messenger RNA. It is a transcript of the gene vrs2, whose product is annotated as mitochondrial valine-tRNA ligase Vrs2/Vas2. NCBI's taxonomy places the organism in Eukaryota, Fungi, Ascomycota, Schizosaccharomycetes, Schizosaccharomycetales, Schizosaccharomycetaceae. Gene Ontology annotation, biological process: valyl-tRNA aminoacylation. The coding region runs from base 1 to 2874 and encodes 957 amino acids. Gene Ontology annotation, cellular component: cytosol. Gene Ontology annotation, molecular function: valine-tRNA ligase activity; aminoacyl-tRNA deacylase activity; ATP binding. The record is from RefSeq and is a predicted model, not a curated record. The transcript has 4 exons.